Messenger RNA from Aspergillus ibericus CBS 121593, 1049 nucleotides. RefSeq lists its product as uncharacterized. The transcript is spliced from 2 exons. Gene Ontology annotation, molecular function: rRNA primary transcript binding. Gene Ontology annotation, biological process: nuclear-transcribed mRNA catabolic process, RNase MRP-dependent; maturation of 5.8S rRNA from tricistronic rRNA transcript (SSU-rRNA, 5.8S rRNA, LSU-rRNA). The record is from RefSeq and is a predicted model, not a curated record. Lineage: Eukaryota; Fungi; Ascomycota; Eurotiomycetes; Eurotiales; Aspergillaceae. Gene Ontology annotation, cellular component: ribonuclease MRP complex. Bases 350 to 958 code for a protein of 202 amino acids.
GUUUAGGCUACCUUGACAGAAUUUAUUUGAUGUGAUGUUGUACUCCGUACUCAGUAGCUUGAUACUAUCAACCUAGGUAGUACGGAGUAGUACCUUCGAAACCGUUCCGCCUACCCUGCCAUCGUACUGCUAGCCGCGGACGUCGAGUCGGACCAGGUCUGUCAUGCAAUUGUAUUUGCGCCUGUGACGCGACUACGAUGAAAAAGUUCUUGAUUUAUAUUUCACACACCGUGGCUACUCAUUCUCUUUUGUCAUGCUCCAAACCUGUCGCUUCCCGCCACAGAACAGAGCCGCCCAUAUCACCCUUGGUCUAGUAGUGGACAGAGGCUUCUCGUCCAUGUUGUAGAGAAUGAUUAUGGAUGUGAAUAAAGUAUCUGCGGUGCACUCUAUACUCCAUUUGAUCUUCCACCGCAAUAAAAAUCAACACCGAGGGACCAAAUGGUGGAAAUGGUUGUCAAUCCUCAAAAGGGAUACCUUGAAGCUCGCGAAAUCUCUCGACCGUCAUGGCGGCCCCGGGCCCUCCGCUGAUGAGUACAAACAUCAUUUGGCAAUCCAUGUUAUCCCAAAAUGCUACCUAGCUUUUUCUACAGUUGUUGCCGAUGGGCAAUUCUCUACUCUGGGGACAGUACUACUAGCCACGCUUGCUCGUCUGACAAGAGCGACAGGAAUUGAUAAGGAGAUGAUGGUCUCAACCCAACAAGCAAAGACUUUUACUGGUCCGGUCUGUGGUAUCGAUGCACAAAAGAAUGAGGACGUGGGGGUCGUCCUCUGUCGCCGUGAAAAUUCUUCAGCACCCAUGAUGCCAUCCAGGACCAAGGACUCACACAAUUCACGUCAUGCUCAUAACUCGGGGGGUCCAAAAGAAUAUAAAAGCGCUGUAGGGUUGGAUGGGAAGAAAAUACGAAAGAAAAAGCGGACAAAAGAUGCUAUUGAUGACCUCUUUGACAGCUUGCUAUAGUACUAAAGAACCGUCAUGACACGCAAAAUCUAGAAUAUGAAUGCAAGAUAUACAUGUCGAAGAGCACGAUCCACCUAUGCAUAUGGAUUGA